Messenger RNA from Cuscuta epithymum, 1636 nucleotides. NCBI's taxonomy places the organism in Eukaryota, Viridiplantae, Streptophyta, Magnoliopsida, Solanales, Convolvulaceae. The record is from the annotation of a GenBank genome assembly.
CUCCAGUCGCCAGCACCGCAGUCCGCCAUUCCCGCAGUUUGCACCAGCCACCAGUGCAACACGAGUCAACCGUCUACGGCCUCUGCCCACUUCCCCUGAAGCUGUGAAGCAGGCUUCAUUUGGUAAACUCUUCUUCAAGAAGGAAGCUCUGAAGAUCAAGAAGCCUACUGAUAAUGGAGAGCGCCACCUUGUUCGCAGGACUUCAGCCCACUCCCAGUUAUGACUAUCAUUACCCUCAGACUUCAGCCCACUUCCUUCGUCUUCCCAUUCAGCCUAUUGUCAAAAGGCAAUUUUCUCCUCUCCCUAUCAAGCCUCAAAAGCAUUCGUAUUUUGUUUCUCACAAUAAUAAUACUCUGCGUGUGGCCUCACCCGUGAGCAGCAAUGCCACAACUGAAUUAGCUAGCAUUGAUUGGGAUAGCCUUGGAUUUGGGUUCAUACCCACUGAUUAUAUGUAUAUCAUGAAAUGUGCUCAAGGUAAAAACUUUACUAAGGGUGAAUUACAGCGUUUUGGGAACAUCGAAUUGAGCCCAUCUGCAGGGAUAUUAAAUUAUGGCCAGGGUUUGUUUGAGGGAUUAAAAGCCUACAGAAAGGAUGAUGGCAGCAUUUUGUUGUUUCGUCCUGAGGAAAAUGCUUUGCGCUUGAAGAUGGGGGCUGAGCGUAUGUGUAUGCCUUCACCAACAGUUGAGCAGUUUCUCGAUGCAGUGAAAGCUACCGUCUUAGCCAAUAAGAAAUGGAUUCCACCACCUGGUAAAGGAUCACUGUAUAUCAGACCAUUGCUUAUGGGGAGUGGAUCUGUACUUGGUCUUGCCCCAGCUCCAGAAUAUACCUUUUUAAUUUAUGUCUCACCUGUGGGUAACUACUUUAAGGAAGGAUUAGCACCAAUUAAUCUGGUGGUUGAAACUGAAAUGCAUCGUGCAUCCCCUGGAGGUACUGGAAGCGUCAAGACUAUUGGAAAUUAUGCUGCGGUGCUGAAGGCACAAAGUGCUGCUAAAGCAAAAGGCUAUUCUGAUGUUUUGUACCUGGAUAGUGUUCAUAACAAAUUUCUGGAAGAGGUUUCUUCUUGCAAUGUGUUUGUUGUGAAGGGUAAUAUGAUAAUAACUCCAGCAAUAAAAGGGACCAUCCUGCCUGGCAUAACCCGGAAGAGCAUUAUUGAUCUGGCUGUCAGCCAAGGUUUUCAGGUUGAAGAACGAUUUGUGUCCGUAGAUGAAUUGCUUGACGCCGAUGAAGUGUUCUGUACUGGUACAGCUGUGGUUGUAUCCCCCGUUGGUAGUAUAACCUAUUUAGGGAAACGGGUGACUUAUGGAAGCAAUGGGGUGGGUGUGGUCUCACAACAAUUGUAUUCAUCAUUAACUAGACUUCAGAUGGGGAUUGCAGAGGAUAACAUGGGAUGGGUUGUUGAGCUCAAGUAAUCCAUGUUGGUCCUUUGCAGUUUGUUAUUAUUUAUUCAAUUUAAUGGUCUUUUCCUUUAGUUUAUGAGAAGUGUCAUUUGUGGAAAUGCUGGAAUUGGAAAUGGUACUAUUUGGUGCUCUAUGCUAUGUGUUUUUGGCUAGAUUACAUUAAAAAACAUUCAUAUAAACACAAUUAUCAGUAAGUUUCCCUACCUAUAUGGUUAGUGUUUAAUGGUGUUACCUUGGGG